Mizuhopecten yessoensis (Yesso scallop) is the source of this 9403-nucleotide messenger RNA. Its product is annotated as protein FAM76B-like. Bases 77 to 1372 code for a protein of 431 amino acids. NCBI's taxonomy places the organism in Eukaryota, Metazoa, Mollusca, Bivalvia, Pectinida, Pectinidae. The transcript is spliced from 10 exons. The record is from RefSeq and is a predicted model, not a curated record.
CACUUCCGCUGAAGCGAACAUAUCUGUGAAAUCGGCGAUUUUCACAGAAAAAAAUCUCGUAAAACCUACACAUAAUAUGGCAGCUUUGUUUGCAUGUACAAAAUGUCACACUAGGCAUCCAUUUGAAGAAUUAUCUCAAGCCGAACAGUUGUGUAAAGAGUGUAGAAGCAAUUUUCCAGUAGUAAAGUGCACCUACUGCAGAGCAGAGUUUCAGCAAGAAGACAAGAGCAAUACAAACUCUAUUUGUAAAAAGUGUGACCAGAAUGUGAAAGUCCAUGGAAAGCCAUCAGUUUGUGAAUAUUGCAAUAUUCUUGCUGCUUUCAUCGGCAAUAAGUGUCAGAGAUGUGCCAAUUCAGAAAGAAGAUGGGGCCAACCUUUGACCUGUGAACAGUGUAAACAGAAAUGUGCAUUUGACCGCACAGACGGCACACGGAAAAAGGUCGAUGGAAAACUGUUAUGUUGGUUAUGUACUCUUGCCUACAAACGAGCUUUAGCGAAGGCAAAACAACGAAAAGAUGAGGAUAGAAAAAAUCUCGGAUCUCUGAGGCCAACAAAAGAGAAACCCGACAAAGCUGAAAAGUUGUUUGACAGUGUUGUGGGUAAAAAUAACAGCAAGCAGGAAGAAAGCUCGAAAAAUGACAGUGGAGGAAGUACAAGUAGUCGCCAUAGCAACAGUAGUCAAGGAGACAGAAUGUCCAAUGGGAGCGAUAAAGGUGCAUCCGACGGACAGGAAGGUGCUGCCACAAAGGAAAAGUCAGAAAGGAGUCACAAACAUCAUCACCACCACCAUCAUCAUCAUCACAAACAUUCAAGGUCCAAAGACCAUCGACGGUCCCACUCAACCAAAUCAUCUCAUAAAUCCAGUCACUCGGACACAUCAUCUCAAACACCUCCCACCAAGAAAGCUCGCGUCGAGAUCAGUAGUGCCAAUGGAAUGACCCCCACGAAGAGAGAAGAUCUUGAAGUGUCUAACCUCACCGAGAAGAGCCGAUAUUCAUUCUUAAAAGACAGUAGCAGUUUCUCAAUGAGCCUUUCAUCGAGUCUGUCCAUGCUGAACGCCAGCAGUGCCACAGAUAAGGUGGACGAUCCCCACAGCUCCGAGCACCUCAUUGCCCUUCAGCAGUUACAGGACCAGAUGGAAACCAUGCGUAAACAACUUCAGGCCAAGGAUCAACAACUCAUGGAAAAGGACAAACUGAUAAAUGAACUCAAAGCCCAGGCUUAUGAAACAGAUAAAGAGUUUCGACUGAAGAUCCAGACCAUCCACAAACAUCACACUGGCACACUGGAGUCUCUCACGACCAAGAACACAGAAUUGGCAAAACAAAUUAAAGAAAUGAAACCUGCCAAAGGAAAGAAUAUACGUUCCUGAUUUAAGAGUUCUAGACUUGAGAGACAAUUACCUGCGGAAGCAAGAGAUCUGUACAAAGAAACAUUGCACUAUAUUUCUUAAUAUUCCCCCUGUAUUACGUAACUGUGUAAAACUGUUGUUUCCAAAGUUUUUUUUUUUUUUUUACGAGUGUUCCAUUAUCAUGCUACAGUUGUGGUUGGAAAACAAGGAUGAAGAUUUAUGACAAAAUGGGUUUUUGAUUUUUUUAUGGACUGUGAUAGCAAGAUAAACACACACACAAAUUCUUAUAUUAUCAACACCUGUUUGAUUUUGUGUGCUUAAUAUGCGCCUAUCUUCUGUCAAUAUUGAUUGUUUAGUAGGUGAUUUGCAAGCUGAUCUGGCAAAACUGCAGAAGAAGAGAAAAUAUUAGACCAAACCCUUACCAGAUCACUGAAUUUAACUGUAUUUUUUAAAUUAUUCAGACAUUUUCAACUCUAGGUAAAAAUGUCAAAGUCCUAAUCACACUUUUCAUUUCGCAGAUUGAGCCUGUUAAUGGAAGACGAAAAAAGUCUUUAACUUUAACCAGAGAUACUAGCCUCUUUUGUCAAUACAUCGAUAAUAUAUAUAUUUAUAUUGUGGGUGUUUUGACAGACAAGGCAAGUACCUGUGAUUUAACUAUUAAAUGCCAAUUAUUUUUUAUUUACAUGUUCUAAAGAAAGAAAGUGGACAUUGCAAGAUUUUUUGUUUGAAAUGUGUAUAGUAAUAUUACUUCAGUAUGAUUAUAAAAUUUCUUCAUGACAUCGUUUUCUGAAGCGAAAUGAUGUAUGAUCUCAGCUUUUUUGCACCUUGGGUAUUAUUUGAGGUUGUAUUACCUUAGAAUAUCUUGUUUUAUUAUGCUAAGUAGUGUAAGCCUUUUUAUCAUAUACCCAUGCUGCUAUGCAGUGCAGCAACACUAUGACAAUUUUUUGUUUAACAUGUAACAUGUAAUUUUCGCCCUGUCACACGCAACAUUAUGGUGAUAUCACAUCUUCACAGCAAAGGCAAAACUAUAAUUGAUAAUGAACUUUUUUUGGUCAUAAUUUUUGAGAGAAAAAAAUGUAUUCUGUUGUCAUAUGGCUUGUAUGAAUUUCACUCAAUUUCACACAAAUCAUACAGGUUUGUGAUGGAAAUGAGUUUGAGAAGCUUCAGGUCAGUGAAUGGCUGUCAACGAUACAGAACCUAAAAUGAAUAUUUUUUUCUAUUUAGAAUUUCAAUUAUUAUGCAGUUCACGUUGAAGUAAAGUCAUUGCAGUGUUCUAGUAUAUACCUUAUUUGGAAAGUUGUUUCAUGUUUAAUUCAUGUUAUAACAUCUAUAUUCACACAAAGACAAUUAAAGGUUGCCAAUCUGUCUAGGGACCUGACACAUAUUGAAAUUAUACCCAGUAAUGUUGCAGAAAAGCAUUAACAUAACAAAUAUCAUGAACUAUAGCUCAGUGGAUAAACUUCCUGCUUUAUAAUUAAGAGGUCCAGUGAUUGAAUCCCUGCAACUGAGAUGUUUUGAUAGAAAUGGAAAUGAUUAAAAACUAUAUUACAUUUUGUAUAACUCUUUUCUACAGAAAAAGGGGAAGCAACUCCGAGUAAGGUCUAAAUGAAAUGCUGAAAAAAAUGGAAACUUUUUUGUCGGAGAUACAACACGGAUUGUUUGGACUCUUUACUUUAUGACAUUCUGAAAUAAUUUGCUUAACUAUUGGUGAAAGCUUUGGCCGUCAGUUUCACAGUCACAUCCACACUGUUGGACUUCACAAUUGCACUUAAAGAUGCUAAGUUGGGGCAAGUGCAAAUUUUCAUUAUUUUAAGGGGCCACGGUGGCCAAGGGGUUAAGGCAUCUGACGGUCUUUAUCAUUAGCCAUCCACCACUGAGUCGUACGUUAGAAGCAUACGUGGGGUAGUCGCCAGGUACUGGCCGUAGGUCGGUGUUUUUACUGCAUGAACUCCUGCUUUCUUCCGCCACCAAAACCUGGCAAGUCUUAAAUGACCACAGCUGUUAAAAAGGAUGUAAAACACAAAACAAACUAACAAACCAAACUAUAAGUCAGGCUAGUAAAAAAAAAUCAAAAUCAACCUGCGGCCUGUACUCAAAGGUACCGCUGUUUUUUCUUCUUCUUGUUUUUCCCACAUAAAUAUCCUAUUCAUUCAGGUUGGUGAUUAUUGUCUCAUUAUUUCUACUAAAAACUCACAAUGUCAUGUCAUAUAUGAUCUUGGUUUUUUGGAUCACUGCCAUGUAUAACUUCUGCUAUUUUGUAAAAUUAAUGGGAGAUGUAAAUUGAUAUUAAAAAACUACACACAAUCAAUAUUGGCGGCAAAGUCAGCCUGUUAUGAUAUUUUGUACAUUUUAAUUGUCAUCCCAUCAUCAUAUUUAUAUUUCCAGUUACUGGUAUUCAAAUUAGUUUUUAACUACCUCCAAUAAACUUGUGUUUUAACAUUAGAUGAUUUCAAAGAUGAUGUUUAAAAUCUCAUCUUAAAUUAUUAUUGUUUUUAAUUCAUUUUCAUUUAAAUAUUGUUUAACAUGUAAAAUAACUUUACAGACUGACUUUUAUGAGUGCAACAUAUUUUAAUUCUUAAUUCUGUCUGUCAUUUUGAUGUUCGUGUCUCUAUGAAUAUCCUCAAAAUUCCAUGGGUUAGACUAGUAUUUUCUCUGCACCCCUGGAACAAGUCAUGGCAAAAUCGAAGGCAUGCUGUUAGAUAUUCGAUUGGUUUCAGGUAAAAAAACAAAGGCCGAUACCUGUCAUUUGAAGAUAACAAAGGACAGACACCCAACUUAAAGCAGGUCAAUUUUAAUGUUAAGCUGUUACAUGAUUCUUUACGUGUACAUCAAAGGAUCGAACUAGUCUUGUAUCGGUCACAAGGUGGCCACACUGAACCUUUGAUUUUGUGAUGACAUAUUACAGGGUGCAGAGAACGUGAGAGAGUGUAACCCCUGGGGUAUUGAGGCUGCUUGACGAGCAGCUAGAAUGUGAUGUAUAUAUUUGAAGAUAGGGAAAUUGUUUAAAAUGUAUCACAAAACAGCAACUGAAAGAAAAACUUACAUAAGUCGAACUUAAAACAAUGUACAUAUAAAAAAUAUCUAAGUUAUUGUGAGUACUUUGAUUGUACAAUGAUUACCACUAGCUCUUGUUGUUACCUCCACCCACGAUAUCAAAACUUUGAGACAAAUCGUAAGGGAAAUGUUUUAUACAGAGUUUUAACAUAUUCAUGUAAAUAAGAGUUUGAUACUUAGAAAACUGUAAAACUUCACUCUGGUUUUAUUGCAUAUCAUCAAAAACAACUGUAUUUAUUACUGAACUGUUUAAUUAUUACACUUCCAGUUCCACUUUUUCAUGUUAUAUCAAACACUUGUUCUUAGAAUUGGAGCUUAAAUACUUUGUAGUAUUGGAAACGAUAUAUCAAUUACAUUGAUGGACCAUAUCAAGAUUUUUACGAGCCUCCCUAUUUUAUUCAAUUAAAAUCGAUUCAGCUCCAUGAAAGAAAUGGAACUUGUAUGGAUAUGAAUUUGUUAGAUAUUUGUAUGUCCGCAAUAGAUGAUUUUAUUAUUAAAUGCUGUUUUGAUUGUAUACAUGUAUAGGUUGUUUGAUUAAACAUUGAACUGGGUCGAUUUUGACAUUUACAGUCUAUAUUACUGACACAGCUUUGCAGUCAAACAUCAUGCAGUGGCUGAGUGAUUAAGGUGUCUGACAUCUAUGAUCACUAGCUCUCUACUACUGGGUCACCGGUUCAAGGCCUACAUAGGGCAGUUGCCAGGUACUGGUCGCGUUGUGGUUAUUCUCCAGCUACUCUGGUUUUCCUCCACCACCAAAACUGGGCAUGUCCUUAAAUGACCAUAGUUGUUAACCGGAUGUAAAACACAAACAAACCAAACCCUGCAAAGCUGUGUCAUUUAAAGGGCUGCAACGAUACGCAUUCCUCAUGGUACGUUAUGUAUCGCUGUAUAAUGCUUAUGAUACAAUACGUAUCAUGAUACAAAAAUCUGCUUAAAAGGUCAACUUCAUAAUGAUUGAGUGCAGGAUUUUAUCGAGUUUUGUUAUAGAUUUUCAAUAAUUUUUGUAUGAUUUUCAGUAAUUUUGAGAGAUACAGCCAAACAAAACAAUUUGAUACUAUACACGAGAAAUUAAAGUAUAACAAUAUAAUACGAUAUAUCGUUACAGCCCUAGUCAUUCAUGUAGAUUGUAAAUGCUUAAUUUGAACAGUUCAAUGCUUAUAUUUACCAUUUUUGGAGUAUUUUAAUAUCAUAGAAAAUGAAAAUCUGCUUUAGGUCAAAUUCAAUAUUUAGUUCAAAUUAGUGUAUAUAUUAUGUACGCUUGUUCAAUGAAUAAAAAGCCAUUUUCCAUGGAGUUGAUUUUAACACAGUUAUGAUAUCAAAAUGAUGAUGUUAUUGUGUGAGCCAUGACAUUUACAGUCUAAUGAAUGCCAUCCAAACUUAGUAGGGGUUAUAUAGUGACAGGAAGUGCCGUAGAGCGGCAAGUAUUUAUGAAUCAGCUGUUUUGCAGAUGUUUCAGUAAUUAUCCGAAUGAUGUUGGUAAUAAAUAGCCUCUAUAUAUUUAGCAUUUUCUUACUUGUGUUAUUUUUUAGUCUACAUAUCUCUUGUCAGGCUAAAGUAUCAUCUGUGCCGUACUUGUGAUGGGCAUUCCAUUCACUACAUAGUUAGACAAUCUAUUACAAUGUACUGACACCGUUAUCACCUUGUUUCAUACGUUGGUGUGGGAGGAUUAAUAUUUUCCUCGGGACAAGAUUUCUUAUUUUUAACUUUUUGUCAUUCUGGCAGCAAAUCUCAAAUCAAGGUAAGAGACACAUAAAGAUUUCCCUGUCAGAAAUGAACUUCAUGACAAACACAACAAAAAAGAAAUGUGUUUUUACUGCCAUUUUGAUCAAUUUAUAUCAUGCUGAAACCUCAUUUGUACAAGUUUGUACAAAUAUUAUUGAAAAGUCUCUAAAAGUAUUGCAAAAAUAUUAUAUUUUAGCAAGAAUGCUGAAACAUGCCACUUUUUGCUUUAGACAUUUUUUGAUAUUUUGAAGAUAUGUUAAUCUAAUUGUAUGGUUUUUAACCAAAACAAAUAUAUGUUUAUUUGUGGGCCUUUUAUAUUUUUUAAGUAUUUUCCCAAUAUCCAAUAAAACUUAAUUUUGCAAACAGCACCAGAUAUUUAAGGCCAAAAGUUGGCAAAAUUUAUAUACUUGUACUUGUCUAAAUUUAAGGAGGAUCUUUAUAGAUUCUGUAUCGAUAAAUAUACUUAACUUAAUUAGCUUACGUAUAAACGUAUAUUUAUAUAUUUAUUUAAUCACAUUCAUCUGUUUGGUUCAAGUUUUCUAUUUAUGUAGAGGAUUCUGUGUAAGUUCUGUUAUUGUCCUAUAAUUUUGUGUAAUAAUUGUAUAAAAAUAUUUUGUAUGUUCAGAGGUCUACAAUAUGAGCCUUUGAUCACAGGGAACUGUCAUGUAGCUGUUAAUCUGGGCCUGUAUUCAUUAAAAGAUUUGUAUGCCUUAACUUAGAAUCUGUGUUCAAGCACAUUUUCUUGUUCUGGCAAUCUGUUGAUAAAAGAAUCACAUUUUGUCAAUGAUUUGAAGGACAGUUUGAGACACUUGAAGCGGAAUACUGUUUUCAUUGUUUACACUUGAUGCAUCGCAUGAUUUUUGGCAAGUUGCGAGAAAGUAAGCUUGAGAACAGUUCCAAAAAUAUGUAUCCUUUGAUAAGAAUUUAUGUCUUUGAAUAAAAAUAACUGAUGUUUAUUUCAAAUGUGUAUCGGCUACUUUCAUAGAAAAUAAGAAAAUUUAAAAGUUUUUCAAGAAGAAUUGAAUACACCUUUCAACAAGAAUUAGUAUUCACGACAUGAUAUUUUCAUUAUCAACCACAAAAUCUGCUAGAUUCAUGACUAAGUCUUCCAAGUCAUUCUUGAAAUUCCAGGAAUCUUACAUUCUCUUCAUCCCUAUCUCUGAAAUUUGUCAUGACAAAAUCAAAGGCUCGGUAUGCGCCACCUUGUGGAUGAUACAAGUAGACUUUGAUCCUUUGAUGUGCAUCAAAGCAAUCGCAUGGCAGCUUAACGAGAAAAUUGACCAGCUUUGAGGUAAACAGGUGUCGCUCCUCUGUAGUCUUAAAAAGACAGGUAUCAGCUGUAGAUUGGUCAGGAUUAUUCACCAGAGACCAAUCAAACUGUGUGCCUUCGAUUUUGUCAUGACUAAUUCUACAGAUGCAGAGAAUGUAGGUAAGUAUAACCCCUGGUAAUUCGAGGACACUUCCCAAUAGACUAGCCAUCCUUUGAAAUGUUUUGAGCUGGAAAUUACUUGCAGUGAAUGGCCCAAUGGUUUAUUGUCUGUUCGACCUAACGACAAAUUGUUUCAAAAGGUCUCUUUAGUAUAUAUGUUAAAACAUGUAUUGAAGAGCCUAAAAUUAUAUCUACCGAGAUUCAUAUUAUUAUCUUAAGGAUCCCCGUACCACUGCAAAAAGUUUUACUACGCAUUGGACACUAUUUUUCCUGGCAUGACUAUUGCUCUGGUUUAUCAUUUCUGUAACCAUAACGCUUUUAUGAAAAAAUGAUAAAAAUGAAAUAAACCAGGUUUCGAACCCAGGACUUCAGUUUGUUAUACUAUCGCUCUUACCAAUCAAACUACCUGGUCACUGAAAGUGUCAUGGCCCAAAUGUGCUACAACUUCACCCUAAACGAAAUUAAAGGGAGCUUAUUGUAUAUAUGAAAAGCCACACUGCAGUGCGACAGGGAUUCAUAAGUAAAAAAUUCAUAACAAUUUUUAAAAAUAUUCUGAUAUUUCCCAACAUUUGAUUGGUUUUUAAAAAUGUUCACAUCUCAUUAUUCUUUUAAAGCUUCGACCAAUCAGGUCUGGAUUUUUCACAUAUUUUUUACACUUUGAUUGUUUCAAUCCAUGUCAUUAUUAAAUAUUGUUUUAAUAGAUGAAGAGAAGUGUUAUCUCCACUGAAAUAGAACCAAAAUUCAAAUGAAAUCAAACUGUUGAGAAGUUUUAAUGUUGAAGAUAUUGUUUAUGUAAGUUUAAGUCGCACAUGAAUACAGGUGUCGGAUAUGUUGUGUAUUGUACAUUGAUGGAUGCUUGACCCUUGAUAAGUGGUUUGAAGAAAAUGAUUGUAUAGACUUUAUAUUAAAUUAUAGCCUUAGGUAAAAUACAAAAUAUUCAUAUAUAUGAGAUCUGAUCGGGGCUAUUCAAGUAAAACUGCUAUCCCACCCAAGGAUUCCAGGUUAUUUAUUAAAUUCAAUUAAUAAGUUGCUUAGAAGUAAUGGGCAGUUUGGGGUCAAGGAGAUUUUUUUUUACCUGAAUUGUCCUGAUUUAGAAUACCAGGUAUGUCCAACUUGCACAAAUUUUGUUCACUUUUAUGUUACAAGACAACCUAAUUUAAUAUUAUUUAUCAAAGUGCUAUACUAUUUAUUGCUAGAGCUUGUAAAUAUGGUUUUUACAGAAAUUAUAUGUAUAUUUUUUUUAAUGGAAAUGUUUUUAAAAUUUUAAGAUAGUGUAGGAAAAAGUCAAUAAAGCAAUUAAUUCUGUCCUCAUUUCACAGUGCAAUUCGGCUUCAUUAUUAAGUCCCCAAACAAACUUGUGCAAGACACCUUUUUUUUGCCACUGCACAACCAAGAUGGCUGCCGCAGCCCCUGAUUCGUCCAUUUAAAUUUGGUGUGUAGGUGUAUUGUGCCAAUUCGAACAGUAUAGUGACUUCUGAUAUCAUUAACGACAGCAGGGGGUAGUUUUGGGGACUUUUGUAACGGUGCUGUUACAAUUGGUACAAUCUAGGAGACAGAACUCUGGUAGAUAUCUGGAAAAUGACACCCUUUAAGUGAAAUUCUCCAAUAUACUACAGAUACAAAUAGAUACCAGGCAAUAGUAAGUUAAAUGGUUUUUGCUAAAAUGAAUUUCAGUAUGUGUUCAUGUGUUCACUUUAUGGUAUGUUUUACCACAAGUUAAUUUCAUUUUCAUCCAAAAAAUAUGUUGUACUGAAUAUUUAUCUUGUAAAGACUGGUAAAUAAAUUUUGUACAAAAAUUGUGUAUACAUUUGUUAGUGUAGCGGAAUUAAAAAAAGCAUAAUAUUGAA